UUUUAUAUUUUAUAUUACCUUUGUGUUCUCCUGUAAAUGUUAACAUUUUUUUGGUUUGUCUGGUGCUACAGUUUGGAUGAUCAGCAUCCUAUUGUUAUCUCUGAUUUGAUAUCUUCAAAAAUUGAGGUUCUCAAAUUUUUCUUGCUCAUAGGAUAACUUUCCGUUUUACUCCUGCUCUUCUCAUUUACAGUCUGCUGUGGGGGCACAGGAAUGUUGCUGUCAUUGUUUUGUUUUAUGAGUGUGUUUUUAAAUUUAUUUUUAACCUCAAGGUGAUUCUGAUGCACAAAAUUGAGAAACACUAUUUUGAAAGUUGUGCCUGUGUUGUAAAAUGAACAUAUUUAAAACUAUAUUUACCCUUCAGCAAGGACAGAUAAAAAUUCUCUUUAUCAGUGUUUCUGUGGUCAUAGCAAAGCACAAAUACGGCUAUCAGAUUCAAUCUUUUUUCUUUUUUUUUUUCUCUUGGGUUGGUGCUUUAAUUUGCUUAAAGCAGUCUCUGAUGGUAUCCAGGGUGCCUUUUUUUAAGAUCUGUGUUUAAGGAGUAACGGGAGCAAAUGAUUUUUACUCAGGAUUAUUGAUUCAGUUGUUACUCAUAAAGUCCACACUUCUCAGAGCUCUGUAUAUGCCACAUCCCUAGAAUUUGUUUCUAGGUUAAAGGUGGCUGCAGGUUCUGUGUCACUGGGCUUUAUUGUUAAAAACAAUAAUAACACCAGUUAAAUUCAUGUGCUUAUUAUCAUUGCAUGCAGGAAAUUGUAAAUAAUGGCAGAGCCUGAAAGAGUUUUCUAAAAAUUUUGUUGAUUUAAGAUCGAUUUCUGUGGUUACUGUUCUGUUUUAAAAACAUACAUAUAAGCAGGACUCCAACUGGACAAAUCCCACUCCGGGCAGACGCCUAGUUUUGAAAUCCCAUCACCCCACGAUAUUCCAAGACAGGGUGGCGGGGACAGGGCUCAUCGCCAGUCUGGGCCUUGUCCCUUUCUAGGCCAGGCUGACCCCCGGGCUGGGGAGCCCUCAGCGGAACUGAGUGGCCGCCUGGGCUCGGUUCCCCUAAAUCUCAGGAUUCUGCCCCAGAAUCAGGACUAUGGAGUAAAGGUUUCCUUUCCUUUGUCUACUUCUGGAUCACCAGUCCCAGGACAGGCCCUCACAGCCAGGGGACUGCAGAAGUGAACCGCAAGUCUGAAGAGGAAGCCAAAGAACCGCAAACCACUUCGUGUAGCACCCAGGGCGGAUACAGCCAGAAGUGAAACCAAGGUGUUUAACAGAAAUGAAACCCAAGAAUACAACAUGUAAACCAGAUUGGCGGCCAGGCGCAACGUGGCUCGCGCGCGGCCUUCCCCCGCCCCCGCCAGCAGGGAUGGGCAGGUGGGGCUGGAGCCAGCUGAGCAGCCGCCGGCGGAGGCGGAUCCGGAAGCUGCGGGGGAGGAGCGCUGCGCGAGGACGCGGGGACGCGGGGACGCAGGAGGGCGGGCGCCUGGGAGCAGAGAGCUGUGCAGUCUCGAGUCUGACAGGGGGUAAAAAUUGGGAAAGAAAAUGUCUAGCAUUUAUAAGAUCUUUAACCAUUGGCAAAGUUUUUUGUGUCAUCCUCAUUAUCAUAAUCCUGGUUGCAACUAUCAUUACACUUUCUGUUCUCUUGUCAGAGAGAAAAGUAGAACUCAUCUUAGGGCUCCAUAAGCAUGCUGUCUGUCCCCAAGGCUGGAUUGGCUAUGGAGAGAAGUGUUUCUAUUUUUCUGAUGACACCAGGAAUUGGACAUUCAGCCAAACUUUCUGUGAAUCACUGGGAGCUGAUCUUGCUCAUUUUGAAACUCUAGAGGAACUGAAUUUCCUGAAAAGAUACAAAGGCCCUUCUGACCAUUGGAUUGGCCUUAGCAGGGAAUCAUCAUAUCACAUCUGGAAAUGGACAGAUGGCACUGAAUAUAAUAGCUCGUUUGUUAUCAAAGGAGUUGGGGAACGUGCCUUCCUGAAUGAUAAUGGAGUCAGUAGUGCUAGGACCUACACAGAUAGGAAAUGGAUUUGUAACAAGUUAAACAUUUCUAAGCCAUGUGCCUAAAGUAUGGACUUCAUUGUUUACCACCUGUGACCUCGACAGAUUACAAAACCCCUCAAGCAGGAUGUUCUCAUGAAAAGUGGUAUAAUAACACCAGCUUCCCUAACUAGUUGUAUGGUUUAAAUGAGAUCAUACAUGAAAAUUCCUUGCUAUUGUGUCUGACUCAUAGGAAAUGUUUCAUAAUUUUUUUAUUCCGCCGUCGUUACUCUUUGGAAAGAAAUUUAAAAUAAAAGCAAUAGUUCUGCCACAAGAAUGAAAACUUAAAAGAUGAAGUGAAGGUCAUGGUUUUUCUGCCUCCACCAGCAGGAAGUCCCUGAGCUGUUUAAAUUAAUUUGUAAUGCUUUAGUGGAAAUCCCCGUUGGUUGAAUGAAUCAUUUAAAACAUGCGUGGGAAGCAUUCCUUAACAGAAACAAUCCUGCAGAAGUACAUGGUAAGUAAUCAUAUGACAGGGACAGUCUGCAUAAUUCAGAAUUUUCCCAUUCUUGCAGUAUAAUCUAUAAUGAUUCAUUCUUUGCAUUGCACCAAACUGAUAAAUCUAAGGCACAAUAUCAUCAGGUCACUCCCUUGCAUGAACCCUUUCACUGACUCCUCCUUUGCCUUCAAAAUAAAAUUGAAAAAUAAUAAUACAAUCUUGCCACUGCUUUCCUUUCCGUCUUCUUCUCAGUCUUUCUCUUCAUAAUCUCUGUUCCCUAGAUUUGACACCAAAACUAAAUAUGAGCAAAAGGAAUGAUAUGCAAAGUAAGUUUCCUGCUAUUAGACAGGAUCUCAGCUUCUGGAAGGGACUUGGCAAUGCCCUGUCAAGCCAGAGCUUGUAUAGAAACUCUGCGGUGUUCAUUCCCUUGGCAUUAAUACUGUGGUUUUAGCAAUUGCCAAAAUGAUCAAAGCAGAGUCAUCCGUGAGUAAUUAGGAUUAUAGCCUCAUCAGCAGCUGCCAUUCCAAUGAACUCUAAAUUCCAGUGCAGAGGAGAAAGAGACUUUUGAUGGAGAAGAUUGAGUUUGGGCAUGGUGAGUGAGUAGAGAACUGUAACCAAAGAGAGGAAAUUUGGGCUGCUCAUCUUUAGUCUUGGUUUAAUCAUCACCUUCUAUGGAUAUGUUUUCUGAUCCUUAGAUUAGGUUUUAUUUCUGCAUCCUUGUUUCUCAUAGCUCAUGUUAUUUUGCCAAUCUAAACCUCAUUACAUUGCUGCUAUUAUUUAAUCAAUUUUCUGACUCUCAAAUCAAAAUGUAGCUUACAUGCCAGGAGAGAAGAGAGUGACAUUUUCUUAAUUGUGUCCUCAGUGCUUGGUGUAGCUUCUGUAAUAUGGUGGGCAUCCAAUUGAUAUCGGUUAAAUGAAUAAAUCUGUUUAUGUUUUUGGAUAUUUUAAAUCAUAUUUACAUUUAAUAGUUUGUGGCCUGCUUGCUUAAAAAUAUGUAACUUUUCAGUACCAUGAAAUAUAGUUAAUAGUCUUCUGAUUUCUCUGGCUUUGAGUCAAGGAAAAUAUAGCAAUAACACAGAACUCCCCUGAAAAUAGCCUGGAAACUUUGCAAAAAGAGUACCUGCUCUAUAACACAGAAAUGAUCAAAUUGUAUUUAAACACAAGUUUUCAUUAUACUAAUGUUCUGAUUAUGAGAUAAAUAAAUGGGAAAUAGAUUUUGACAAUUGUUCAGUGGGAAUAAAUGUAAAAUUUAUAAUACUUUUUUUUUUCAAUGAGUAAAAUAGAUUUAGUGCUGGGAUUUAAAUCUUGUCAACGAGAAUCCCAUGCAUAAUGUUGCAUUUUGCACUGUAGUAUUUUAAUAGUUCAAUACUCCAGUCAAUCUACAAUCUCAUGCCUCUUAGAAAACAAUGUAAUAACUUCAAGAGCAGAGAUAACCCAGAAAUAAGUGGAGAACAAGAAACAUAAAGGUACAAAGUAUUAAAAUGUAAAAGGAAAGAAACAGGGCUAAAGAAGUGAAAUGUAAAAAGUCGUAUUAGAUUUACCACAGCAAGAAUUUAGAGGGAAAAGGUGUGACUACAACUUUCAGUCAGGACAAGAUGAUGUAGACUCAACUGUCUCAGAUCCUCAUCUGGAAAUAGGAUGGGAAAAACGAGGGGAGAACUCUGAAAGGUGAUAAGAGGAAAGUGACCUCAGGACCAAAGAACUAGCAUAACAUCAGGGUUUUUUUAUUCCCCUCUCCACACCCGUUAAGAAGCCCAAACAAUCCUGCAUUUCUUGACCCCCAACAUAACAAUAGAAGGCAGCCCAGGCAGACUUAUUCCUUCCCCUGUGUGCCAGUUUGGAUAUAUUAUGUCCCCCAAGAAAAAGCCAUGGUCUUUUAAUCCAGUCUCAUGGGAUAUUGGGAUUGGGUUGUUUCCAUGGAGG
Choloepus didactylus (southern two-toed sloth) is the source of this 4373-nucleotide messenger RNA. Its product is annotated as C-type lectin domain family 2 member D11-like. Lineage: Eukaryota; Metazoa; Chordata; Mammalia; Pilosa; Megalonychidae. Gene Ontology annotation, cellular component: external side of plasma membrane. The record is from RefSeq and is a predicted model, not a curated record. Bases 1259 to 2041 code for a protein of 260 amino acids. The transcript is spliced from 6 exons.